AAAAUAUUUUCAUCGAAAAAAAUCUAGAUAAGGCGGAAUGGAUCCAUUUUUCCAAGCCAUAUCAUUAUUUCGCAGAAGAAAUUAUGAUGAAUGCAUUGAAAUAUGUAAUUUGUUGCUGCAACAACAACAACCGCAGCAGCAACAUCAAGGACGUGCAUGGGAGUUGAAGAUGCGAGCUAUGACACGACGCGUUUACAUCGAUGAAAUUGAAGCUGAUGAUGGUAUUGUGGUGGACGAUCCUUUGGAGACGAUACCGGCGACAGCGAAACCAGGAACGUCGUUUGGCGGGACAGCAACAGCAGCAGGAAUGCGUCGCAAAACAGCCGGGACAGCGGGAAGACCGAGGACUUCAGCUACUGGGCGAUUGAUUACCGGAGUUUCUCGUCCCGGCACAAUGAACGCCCGCCCCUUGACAUCUCGCUUGGGAAACAGCACCGCAAGACUGGCCACCGCUACCGCAGCUCAUCAACGUCUCAAUUCCGCUCAAAAUAUCCGUUUAGGAACAGCUUCAAUGUACGCAUAUGGCGAUCCAAACGGUCCCUUGCUUCAUUUGUCGCGUUUUCAUGCGGCGCAAUUUGCCCAUAAAGACACCUUCAAUAAGCCCCUUUUUGAAUAUUUGUAUUAUCACGAAGGUGACAUCGAAAAAGCCCUGCAACUCUGUGACGCCGUCAUAAAUUUGAGGAAACUUGCUGUUGAUUGGUGGUGGCAUGCUCAAAAGGGACGCUGCCUCCUUGCACUAAACAAAGGAAAACUUGCGGAAGAAUAUUUCAAACAAAGUUUAUCGCAAAUGCCGCAUCCCGAGACAAUUUUGCUGCUCUCAAAGACAUACACGAAGCUAAAACGCCCCGAAGAUGCCUUAAAAUUGUUAGAAGCAGCCAGCACGGAUCGCUUUCCCAACGAAAUUAGUCUCAUGACGCAACAAGCACGCAUCCAAGAGCACAUCGGAAACAUUGGCGGUUCGGUAAAAAUGUAUCGUGACAUUGUCGGACUCGAUCCAAUUCAUACCGAAGCACUUGCAUGCAUUGCCGUGCAUUAUUUCUACAACAAUCAACCGGAAACAGCGUUGUUAUAUUACCGGCGAAUUCUUUCGAUGGGAGCUCAUAGUGCCGAAUUGUAUUGCAACAUCGCGCUGUGUUGCUUAUAUGGCGGACAAUUGGAUCUCGUGCUGUACUGCUUUCAUCGUUCCAUCAGAUUGGCAACGACAAACGAGCAAAAAGCCGAUGUUUGGUACAAUAUGAGCUUCGUGGCAUUGACUACGGGCGACAUUAACAUGGCAAGACGAUGUUUGAGACUUUGUGUCAGUUACGACGGGUCACACGGAGCAGCUUUGAACAAUUUGGCGGUGCUGGCAACUCGCACGGGACAAUAUCACAAAGUCAAGUCGUAUUUGGUGGCAGCAAAAACCGCCGCUCCGGAUUGCGAAGAAAUUAACCGCAACAUUUUACUAAUUGAAAAAUACCAGUAA
Messenger RNA from Culicoides brevitarsis, 1465 nucleotides. RefSeq names its product tetratricopeptide repeat protein 8 (gene BBS8). Gene Ontology annotation, molecular function: protein binding. The record is from RefSeq and is a predicted model, not a curated record. The coding region runs from base 38 to 1465 and encodes 475 amino acids. Gene Ontology annotation, cellular component: non-motile cilium; BBSome; ciliary basal body. Gene Ontology annotation, biological process: non-motile cilium assembly. The transcript has 4 exons. NCBI's taxonomy places the organism in Eukaryota, Metazoa, Arthropoda, Insecta, Diptera, Ceratopogonidae.